Eimeria acervulina is the source of this 4722-nucleotide messenger RNA. RefSeq lists its product as hypothetical. The coding region runs from base 1 to 4722 and encodes 1573 amino acids. The transcript has 9 exons. The record is from RefSeq and is a predicted model, not a curated record. Lineage: Eukaryota; Apicomplexa; Conoidasida; Eucoccidiorida; Eimeriidae.
AUGCUGCUUCCACCGCAGCACAAGAUGCUUUUGUCUUCGCAGGCACAGCAACAGCCGCAAGACGAAGUGCAACAGCAACAGCAGCAGCAAAAGAAGCAGCAACAGCAGCAGCAACAGCAGCGGCAGCAGCAGCAACUACAGCAGAGAAAGCCACGCCGUGUGUGUGCUGGAGAGGAUGCUGCGUUCGUAGACAAUCUCCCUCUUGAAACUAAAGUGAAGAACUUCCUAAAGUGCUGCCUGCUGCUUCCCGCACGGCCUCGGCGCCUCCCGCUGCCGCUGCUGGUGAACAACCUACAACCGUUGCUGCAGCAGCAGCAGCUGCAGCAGCAGCAGCGGCACCAGGCCCCAACACUCCCAAUACUGUUGAAGGAGCAGCAGCAGCAGCAACACCAACAUAGAGACGUGCUUGCCCUCGUGUCGCGCCUCUUGCCUCCCUCUCCUCGCAGAAGGAUGCUGCAGAUCCAGCAAAACAGAAAGGACAGCCAACGGGAACUGCAGCAAACUGGCAGCAGAAGCAGCAGCAGCAGCAAUAGCAGCAGCAGAGUCAUUCAGCCGCAUUUGCAGCAGCCAGAUACGAGGCAGUGUGGGCUGAGACUCCGAACGGGGACGCCAAUGCUGCAGGAGCUGCUGCUGGCCCUACCCCCACAGCGGCAGCUACAGCCGCAGCAACACCGUGAGGGGCAGAAGGCUGUCUUGCGCCGGCAGCAGAAGCAGCAAUUGGAGCUGCAGCAGCAGCAGCGCGAGAGGCAGAACGCGGUGCUGCACUUGGGGUGGAGAGUGCUGCUGCAGCAUUUAGGAGCUCACGAAGAUAUCGGCCUUUCAGAGGUGUACAGACUGCUUCGCUGCUGCGAGCGGUUUCGAGAGACCGAUCCAGCUUUGCUGGUGCUGCUGCUGCGUCGCGCCAGGUGUACAGACGCCGAUGCUGCAGCAGUACGCUCGCUGGCGGGCAUUAUCGGUUGCCUUUCGCGCAUGCACAUUCUCACACCUGCUGCUGCAAAUGCAGCUGUUGUUGAUCAAUCUUCUGGCUCGGCUGCGGGUGCCUACGAUGCUGCUGCAGCAGCUGCAGCAGGAGCUGCAGCAGCAGCAUCGGAGAUAGCCACUGGGGCAGUGCAGAGCAGCGAACUGCCAGCUGCUGAUUGCUCGCGCAGCAGCGCUGUGCGCCUUCAUGCUGGAGGGGUAGAAGUAAUGGAGGCAGCAGCUGCUGCUGCUCCUGCUGAUUUUGUUGCUACUCCCGCUGCUCUUGCUGCUACAGUGGGUCCGCCCCAGGAUGCAAACGCGCUGCUGCGGCAGCUGCCGCCACAGCUGUGUGUCUCUUCUUUUGCUGCGGCCACCGUAUGCAGCGUCGCUGCCUCCCGGGGCUGCAGCGCAGCAGAGGCAGGAGUUCAAGUAUAUAGGCAGCUCCAGCGUGAAGCGGUGCUGCUGGUAAAACAAACUGCUGCUGCCUUACCGCUAGCCCUGCUAGAAGGGCGGGCUGGGGGACAGGAAAUCGGACUUGUUUGUGAAGGUCUUGCUGCUGCGGGGCUGAGGAACAGUCAGAUGGAGCGUUACGUGCUGCUCUGGCUGUGCCCAUCUCUUUCAAAGGCCUUGGCUGUUGAAGGAGAUCCGUUUGCUCGGGAGUUCGCCCCAUAUAUUCAGCAGCAGAGGCAAAAGCCGCUAGUACGUCUUAAUGCCCAGCAGCUGUUGUCAGUCCUCAAAUGGAUCGCCCCAACGCAUGCAGCAGCUCGCCAGCAGCAGCAGCAGCCGCCGGAGAGGAAGACACCUGUGAAUGCAUAUGCAUCCGAGGAGUUAUCAGCAGCACAAUGUGCGAAUUGUGCAGCAAAUGGUGGUUCAGAGGAUAUCCAGCCACUUGUCUGGCUGUCAGCGUGGAGGCAGUUGCUGGUGGGACUGAUGCAGUUUCUCCCGCUGCUGCAGAUACAGCAACGUCUCGCGCUGCUGCAAACGGCAGCAGCAGCAGAUGAUGAUGCAGCUUGGCGCUUAUCUCUGGUGUCUGUCCUGGAGACUGUUGCAACGGAAGGAGGUGAAGAACUGUCUCUGCAGCAGCAGGAGUUGCUGCUGGCUGCCAUUGCUGCUAGCGCCUGUGCACCAAGCGCAUGUCCAUCAUCAGCUGCGAAGCAGAAGUUGAAUGCUGUCUCAAGUAUCUGUAAAGCAUUGCCGCGGAGUCUUCUGCUUCAGCGGCACAGAGCAGCUAUAAGCGCUGCAGCAACACCAUCGACUGCAACAGCGGCAGCAGCAGCAACAGUGGCAGCACCUGCUCCGGCAGAGACCCUGUAUGGCUUGUUGCUGCACUUGCCGCGCGCUGCCCUGGGAGCAGCAGCAGAAACGGACGCAGAAGCACCACCACCAACAACAGGAGAGGAUCUCACUGCAGCUGCAGGAAGGUCACGUAAAGCAUAUGCGCGCGAGCCAGCAGCAGCUGCGCCCAGGGCGCAUCGCGCAGAAGCUGCAGCUGCACUGCAUGAAGCAUCCCGCGCCUUCGAACUCAUUUCUCACGAGGUGCUUCCGACCCUCAAGUACGUCUCGGGGGAUCAGCUACUGGCAGCUGCAGAGGGACUGCGAGGCCAGCUGCUGCUUUGGGCGGCGCAGCAGCACCAGCAGGGACGACAUAUUCCGCUGAACCACGAUGCUGCCCACAACGGGUGCUGGAAGCUACUAUUGGGCCUGGCAGCUGAAGGGGUCCGUAGAGCCGAGCACCAAGUUUUGCCGCGCAGAGCAGAGGAGUUGCUGCUGUUGCGCUGCAUUGAAGCAGCCAACGCGUGGCCAGUCCAUCUUCUAUCGUCACCACAGCAGGUGCAGCACCUCUACGAGAGCUGCAGGCGAAUACUAGAGAGUUUGCAUCGCCGCCUACUGGGGGCAUCUGUUCGUGAGGGAGCCCUAGCAGCAGCAGCAGCAGAAGCGCCGGCACCAGCAGCAACAACAACAACAGCAGCAUGUGAAGCAACACCCGCGACGGAACAUACGCAUAUUGCCUCCCUGGCUUCGCUGGCUCGGCUUGCACUGGCAGCUGCCAGGCUUGACGCUUUCAGGCAGGGCAGGUGCAGCAUCCUCACGGAAGAACAACUUCCCUCGCGCCCCCAGCUGCCACAACUUCAACAACUGCAGCAGCAAGCUGCUGCAAAACUUCUGCGAUGCGUCCGGGUGCUAUGGAAUCAACAGGCACUGCCGACGUCGUCUUUGGGAGCCGAACGACUGCCCUUGCUUGUUGCACCCCCAGCUCGUUCCGAAAAGCAAGCACAGGAGGAACUUGUGCGGCGGUGCGCACUGCAGGAGCAACAGCAGCACCUGCAGCAGCAGCUCCCUGAUGCAGCAGCAAGGGUUCUCCGCUCAUCCAGGAGCAGCGCACAGUGUGUCCGGUCAUUACUUCGAUCCUUCCACGCCGCGCAGUGGCCUUUAAACUCACAGUUUGCUGAAUCGGUCUUGAAGUUGCUGGCAACCAGAGCAGCAGCGGCAGCAGCAGCAACUGCAGCUUCGUCGGGUACGGUGGCUUCUGGGGACAUAAUGCCAGGUGCAAAAAGUGGGACUCUUGCUGCUGGAGAACCAACAAUUGUUGCAGAUUUGUCUCUAUUUGCAAGUGUACUGAGACAGCAGCUACAGGGCCAUGCAGGAGCUGAUGGGAUGCAUGGAGCACCAGCGCAGGCAGCAGCAUUACCGGGAACGGCUAGCAGCGGCCUGGCGGGUUCGUUUUUGUCUGAGUCUUCCAGGCUUCUGCAGUGUAUGGAUGGCGUGUUUGAUCUGCUUUCAAGGCUAGCGGCGCACCAGCAACAACUGCACGGGUGGGAGUAUAAGCAACAGCAAUACGAUCCUCACCCUGCUGCUGCUGCUGCUGUUGCUGCACAAACAGCGUGGGGCUGGCUUGAACUUGACCAUCUUUCCGCUCUUUUACGAGCAGCCGAGUGGCGGUUACUGCAUGCAGCAGCAAUGGCAACAGCGCAGACAGCUGGAGCAACAGCAACAGGAGCCUCUGCGGCACCAGAACGGAAGGCUGUUCCUUCAGGAGCCACAGGUUUUCAGGCAGCAACAGCAGCAACACGUCUUGGCAGGAGGCCAGCUGCUUCAAAUGCGCAAGAUCUACAACAGGACUGGGUGGCAGGGGCCCGACGUGCCCUUGAGACAGCUUGGCAGUUGCUGCUGCUAGAGGCCGCACAACCCAGCAAAAGCAGCAAGCAUAACUCUAUUGCAGGCCCUCUGCCUCUGAGGGUAUACCUGGAUUUGGAGGAAGCGUUCCACAGCUACAAGGCAGCACAAAAUCACCCGCAUGCAUUACUGCUACCAGCGUCCUUUAUUGCUGUUGCUGCUGCUUUUGCAGAGGAUAGAAGUGGGGGAAGGUGCACGCCUUCAGCAGCAGCGAGCGUUCUUGAAGCAGACGCCGUUUCCUGGUUACUGCAACGGAUGAGGGCAACAGCAGCAGCUUUUGCUGCACCAGCAGAGGUACAGAGUGGCAAGCCCACUGUUGCCAGUUUGCCUGAGCGUCCCCUGCAGCAGCAGCAGCACGCGCUGGAUAUGCCAGCCUCACAGUCGACCUUUUAUUUUUACAGACUGCUCCUCCGCGUUGCUGAUGAUGGGCAGCGUACUCCUCAGCAGCAACACAACACGCAGGAAGUGAAGCAGCAAAACCCGCAGGUGAAGCAACAGCCGCAGCAGUACCAAGGUCGGGCCAAGCACUGGCUGUCCCGUACCCCUCUAGAUUUUAACCUAUACCCGCUGCUCCAUCAUUAUGUCACCUAG